AUGCGGAGAGGCUGCUCAAACACAGCUCUUGUCAACCGUUCCGGAGUCCAUAUCUGCCGCCCGUGCAGCUGUUUUUUUGUGCUCAGCAAUGCCAUUUCAAGCUUUGUAUCGGCUGCCUCGUGGAAAGGCUCAGACUUAGAGGAAAUUCGGCGGAUUGUGUUCGAGUUGUUCAAUGAUGGCGAAAACGAACAAGAUAAAGAUGGUGGUGAAAAUGAAGAAUACAGUCGCAGGCUUAGUGACAAUGUAGGUGCUGCAAUGACGAGCAUCUCUUCAAUUCAGCAUGGUGCACCGUUGGGAGAACUUGUGUCUAUUUUGGCGACAAGUAUGUCGCAACUUUACAGUAUCAACUCUAUGUCGUUAUCGCGGGUUAAAUUUGUAAAAGCGUUGAGAGAACGGUGGCUUAAACAGGAACUACUUCCGUUCAUGAGCACCAGCACAGAUGAAGGUGGCGGUGACCACAAGACAAGCCCAAAUUUCUUAAACACAUUGUUUUUACUGGAAUCAAAUGCGAUACAGCUUCCUCCACUAGACUUUCGCCAGUGCCUUUUGCACCAGAAGCUUCAAUUGCUUAACUGUUGCAUUUUCAGAAUAGCUCAAGAAUUAAAGCCAUCUUCAGUCGGCAGGGUUAGCACGGACUACAAGAGACGAGAAAGUACUGGCGGAGAAGAUGCUACUACGUACAGCUCACCAGUAGUGGAGAGUGAAGAAGGCGAGAAUGAAGCAGAUGGCAGUCCAAGCGACGACGAAUUUUAUGACUAG
Peronospora belbahrii is the source of this 759-nucleotide messenger RNA. The record is from the annotation of a GenBank genome assembly. Lineage: Eukaryota; Oomycota; Peronosporomycetes; Peronosporales; Peronosporaceae.